Centropristis striata (black sea bass) is the source of this 1675-nucleotide messenger RNA. It is a transcript of the gene pcsk1nl, whose product is annotated as proprotein convertase subtilisin/kexin type 1 inhibitor, like. The coding region runs from base 54 to 1121 and encodes 355 amino acids. The transcript is spliced from 5 exons. Lineage: Eukaryota; Metazoa; Chordata; Actinopteri; Perciformes; Serranidae. Gene Ontology annotation, biological process: negative regulation of endopeptidase activity. The record is from RefSeq and is a predicted model, not a curated record. Gene Ontology annotation, molecular function: endopeptidase inhibitor activity.
UCACUCCUCCCCCUCUCUCUCUCUCUCUCUCUCUCUCUCGUCCCUGGUAUCAGAUGAGUCAGUGUGUGUGUUCAGUCGGCAGCAUGGCGUCUCUCAGCUUCCUGCUGCUCAGCGCCACUCUGAUGCACGCCGUCCAGCCUCUGCCAGUAGAUCGCAGCAGGGGGCUUGGCCUGGACGUCUCAGUGGGCGGAGUCAGACGCCAGCGCAGAGACCUCCGUAACUUGCUGCCUUACGAGGACCAGAUGAUGUCAUACGCCGCCACGCAGGGAGGAGGCAGGGCCAACAACCUGUACUACCAAUCAGAUGACUGGAGGGGGCAGGGCUUGGACCAGGCUCUGCAGCGAUUGGUGGAGAGGGAUCAGAGGCGGGAGCAGGAGGAGGAGCAGCGAGCAGCAUACCUGUCGGCUCUGCUGCACCUGCUGAGCGAGGCGGAGAGUGCAGGGCUGGUCGGCCCCGGGGAUGUGGAGGUGGUGGAGGAGGAGGAGGAGGAGGACCAGGGGCCUCCCGGGGACUUCCAGGGCCCAGCCCCCCCGGACUACGAUGAGACGGGGCGGGGGCUGAACAUGGGGAGGCCCCCUGCUGCCUGGUGGGGCCUCCUGGAGCCCCAGCUGGCUCAGGCUCUGCUGGACAGGAUGGAGCCUCAGCUGGCUCAGACUCUGCUGCAGAGAGCCCGGCAGGAGAGACUUCAGCAGGCCGGAGGCAGUCCAUCAGGACUGACCCGGGAUCAGGAUGCCCUCAGGCGGCUGGUGGCCCGGUUGCUGUCUGGUGUUGCCGCUGACUCUGGGCCGGUGAUGUCUUCUGGCCGCCGAAUGAGAAGGGACCUGACCGUCGCAGCAGCUGAUCCCAAUAGCUCCGCCCACAGGAGAGCACGCCGCUCCCUCGAUGACGUAGCUCCUCCUCCUUCUCCCAGCAACGACCCCCCUCUGCUGAGAGUGAAGAGGCUGGAAGAGGAGGAGGAGGAGGAGCUCCGCCCCCCCACCGCCGGCCUGCAGAGGAUGAAACGCAUCGACACCACCGGAGAAGAACUGAAUCAUGGGAGUCAUAGGCGCCGGAGGAGAGCCGCCGUGAACUACGACCCCCAGAUACUGAUCGAUCAGAUACUGGAGUACAUGAGGGAGUAACAGGAGGAGGAGAGGAGAGGAUUAGAGGAGGAGACGAGAGGAAGUGAGGAGAGGAGGGGAGGCGGCAGAAAGGGAGGAGAGGAGAGCAGGAGAGAAGGAGGAUGAAGACAGAUAAAAAGGAGCAGAGGUGGAGGUUCUGUAGAUGGAGGGAUGAGGAGGCGCAGAGAAGGUGUAUUUUGUCUUCAGGAGUUUUUGUUUUCUGUAUUUUUUCGUGUUUUGCUGCUUUUGGUGAAAAUGUUUCAGUCGUUUGUUGUUAAAAAGAUAAGAACAGAAAAGAUAAGGUGAUUUAUUAUUCAUUAAAUCAUUUAUUAAAAUAAAAUCCUGGACAGUUUCCUGUGAAUAGAUCUAACCAGAAUAAUUUCUGACACGUUGUUUGUAGGAAAUUUUCCUGGAAUUUACAUAUUUUCCAAAGAUCAAUGAAAUGGCUUUAAAAACUACAACAGUACCCACAAUGCAUCAGUGUGAAGCUCUCUGAUUGGCUCUUUCUGGGACUUGUAGUUGACCCCGCCCACUCUGAUCCUCUAUAAGUCGUUUAACUGUAAAUGCACCUGUCC